AUGUUGAAAUCAAGAAUAUCACCUUCUAAUGCAAAAAUCCUAAAUAAGACUUAAUCUACUCAAAAGACUUCUUAUUUCCAAUCAGCAAAAAGACUUAUUAAAGCAACUACUUUUCAAUCGCUAAAAUAAACUAUCAUACCUGAGUUGAUAGGCUCUAAUAAACCAUAGCAUGCUGAAUAAGAGUUAGUUUCGCUGACCUCACCGGAAUAAGAAGCUUUAAGAUGCCGAUAUUCAUAAAGAAAUAGAAGAUUACCACCAGACUUUGCCGAAAAGGUACUUGAACUUGAAAUUCACUUAGAGAAAAAUUAAAGUGAGAUUAAGAUGGAAGUUGUUCAACAGUUGCUAUACUUGUACUCUUAAGCAGUUGAGUAUUACAAUGGACUGAAUAAUGAAAAAUAUCAACUCUACGCUGAAAGAAUUUAAAAUACAGUAGUAAGGCCGGAAGUUUUGAAAGUCAUGACUUAGAGUAAAAAAUCUGUUCCUAUUGGAUAAAGUAGAUCAAAAUCAACUAAUAAUAGGGGCUAUAAUCCUUAAAAAACUUAGUAAUUGAUAAAAGAAGAGCAUGAAAAGCGAUAAAAAGAGAGAAAGUAACUAUUAGUUGAAAAUAUGAAAGAAAUCAACGGAGAAGGUAUUGGUCAAAAAUUAUAAGAUCAGGAGUAACUUAAAUAAUCAGCUGCUGAAGAAGUAAAGAAGAGCUUAGAAAAUUAGAGUGAAAAUCUGCGCAAAAGACUUGCAGAGAGAAAGUAACUCUAGAUAUCUAAAAGAUCCAUUAACACUUCCAUUUAAGAUUAAACUUUAGAUGAAUUAUGGAUCAACAGCAGACCUGGUUCUACUAAAAAUGGUGGGAAUGGUAUGUUUCAAAUAAAGUUUGAUGAUGAUAUAAACAAUAUUUCUAUGAUAAAAGGAUGCUCUACUAAGGACAGCUCUUAAUAUUUCUAUAAUAAUCAAAAUUAUCUUGAGGAUAUUCAAGAUAAUUCUCCAAUUUCUGACAAGAGCUAGUAGCAAGAGUAUGAGGAAUCCAUGCAUUAGAUCUGGUCUAAUUGUGAGCAUAUGAUAGAAACUCUUUCAGUUGCAAAGUCAAGUCAGAUGGAAUAGUUAAUUGAAGAAGUUACAUAGUAAAAAUAUGAGAAACUUGCGGAAAUCAAAGCUACUUAUGAUUUUAUGAUAAAAAAGUUAGAUUAAUCUAAAUAAAAGGAUAAAGCUGAUGAGAAAAGAAAAGAAAAAGAUCAAGAAAUGCAAUUAUGCUCCAAAGAGUUUGAAUAAUUAAAGAAACAGAAAUUAGAUGACCUCGAGAGAGAGUAUGACGAGAAAAAAAGAGCCGUAAUGGAUUAAAAAAUUUAAAGAGAGACUAGAAAACUGGUUUAAUCUAAUAUAAGUAGAGCUACUAGUCGGGCAAAUAGCAGAGGCAGUAGUAAUAACUCUAGAUUUUCUAGGAAUAAACAAGCUUAGAGAAAGAAUAAGUAAAUUAGCCAAUAGAAUUGUAACUAAAAUAACCUUUCAAUUUUUACAUUAUCCAACCAAUAAUUUUAACAGUAAGUUGAGGAAAUAUAAAAUAGAGUUUAACAACACUCUCAGAUAUCCUAAAUAUAAUAAGAAUAGCAGGUGCAACUAUGA
Molecule: messenger RNA, 1614 nt
Organism: Stylonychia lemnae
Lineage: Eukaryota; Ciliophora; Spirotrichea; Sporadotrichida; Oxytrichidae
Source: the annotation of a GenBank genome assembly